GGACAACAAGAAGUUUCGCGAAAAAAUGAACAAAUUGAAAUCAACACAAAAGGAUCGGGUGAAAAAAUUCAUAUCCCUAACACAGACGGGUGAACAGACGGCCAUCUAUUGCCUGCAGCAAAAUGAUUGGAAAUUGGAUUUGGCCAGCGAUAACUACUUUCAGAAUCCCGAAUACUAUUAUCGCGAAUUGGAUCGCAAACGUAUCGAUCAGCUGUUUAUGCGCUAUCGUGAUCCCAACGAUUCACAGAAAAUCACCUCCGAGGGUGUGAUACGUUUUCUCGACGAUUUAGAGCUAAGUCCCGAUUCGAAGUUGGUCCUAAUUAUAGCAUGGAAAUUUCAUGCCGAAGUACAGUGUGAAUUUACCCGCGAGGAAUUUGUUAAUGGCAUGUCUGAAUUGGGUGUCGAUAGUAUUGAUAAACUGAAAGCCAAAUUGCCACAGCUUGAAAUGGAACUGAACGAUUUGGCAAAAUUUAAAGAUUUCUAUCAGUUCACAUUUAACUAUGCCAAGGAUCCAGGGCAGAAGGGUAUCGAUUUGGAUAUGGCCAUAGCGUAUUGGACAAUUGUGUUAAGUGGGCGUUUUAAAUUUCUGGAUUUAUGGUGUAAGUUUUUAAAGGAAAAACACAAACGUUCAAUACCCAAGGACACAUGGAAUCUGCUGCUCGAUUUUGCCACACACAUUGAUGACAAUAUGAGCAACUAUGACUCGGAGGGAGCAUGGCCUGUGCUAAUUGAUGAUUUUGUCGAAUGGUGCCAAGAGAAUCGACAGCUGUUACAACAUUACCUGCAAAGCAACAAUACAGCCCUAACGUCGUCGGCUUCACCUCAGCAGCAGCAAAGCAGUCAACAGAAGAACAUAUCCAAUAGCUUUCAAACAUCAGCAGCGCACAAUAUGAAUUAUGGCUAACGAUUGUUUGUUUACGAUUUUUAAAAUG
Molecule: messenger RNA, 932 nt
Organism: Musca vetustissima
Lineage: Eukaryota; Metazoa; Arthropoda; Insecta; Diptera; Muscidae
Gene: SCCRO
Product: DCN1-like protein
Exons: 3
Coding region: 26-904 (292 amino acids)
Biological process (GO): protein neddylation; positive regulation of ubiquitin-protein transferase activity
Cellular component (GO): ubiquitin ligase complex
Molecular function (GO): cullin family protein binding; ubiquitin-like protein binding; ubiquitin conjugating enzyme binding
Source: RefSeq, a predicted model, not a curated record